This is a messenger RNA of Linepithema humile (Argentine ant), 2186 nucleotides long. It is a transcript of the gene Lasp, whose product is annotated as LIM and SH3 domain protein Lasp. The record is from RefSeq and is a predicted model, not a curated record. NCBI's taxonomy places the organism in Eukaryota, Metazoa, Arthropoda, Insecta, Hymenoptera, Formicidae. Gene Ontology annotation, cellular component: focal adhesion. Gene Ontology annotation, molecular function: actin filament binding.
UUUUUGUGGCUAGGCGAGGACAAGAGGACAGUGCGGCUGGAGCUCGUGCAGUUUAAGAGUUUCUACGUUGUGUUUUCGCGAGUCUCGCACAAGGAAAAAGGAAUAGCAAGAGCGCGGGGUGACGCAGGAGUGAGACACGAACGGUGUGUGUGAAAACCACCGUCAACAGUCAAUCGGAAAGUACGGCUGACGUGUUUUUCCCGCCGGAUUGUCGCGAGGCUGGGGCGCAGGCACCCAGCGAUCGUCGCAGGCAGUUCGAGGCAGUUAGUUAUCCAGCGGCGGCAGCAGCGGCAACAGCCGGUCGGAUGUGUCGUUAGUGUGUAUGCAUCACGCACGUGCAAUACCGACUCGUCGUCUCCGUUGUGCCUACAUACGUGCGUGCGGGCGUGCAUGCUGCUCAGUGUCUCGGGACCGAGAAACCGGAAUAUACGAGACGAGUGUGUUCCGCGCGUAUACUCGCGGAGGAGCAGCUGAAGUGCGCGAGUGGUAGUGAAUACACGGCGAGAGAAAGAAAGAGAGUGUGGCAAGACGCAGCCGGAGAAGAAGAGGAGAGAAAGAUGAGCAAGACGUGCGCUCGCUGCGAGAAGACGGUCUAUCCGAUCGAGGAGCUCAAAUGCCUCGACAAGAUAUGGCACAAACAAUGUUUCAAGUGUCAGGGUUGCAGUAUGACCCUGAAUAUGCGCACAUACAAGGGUUUCAACAAACAGCCGUACUGCGAAGCACACAUACCAAAAGCCAAAGCCACCACGAUGGCGGAGACACCGGAGCUGAAGCGUAUCGCGGAGAACACGAAGAUACAGAGUAACGUGAAGUAUCAUGCCGAGUUUGAGAAAGCGAAGGGGAAGUUUACGCAGGUGGCAGACGAUCCGGAGACUCUCAGAAUCAAGCAGAACAGUAAGAUUAUCUCGAAUGUCGCCUAUCACGGUGAGCUUGAGAAGAAGGCAAUUAUGGAGCAAAAGAGGACAAUGACCGGAGAAAAUGGCGAACAAAUAGCUUCUCUGUGCUUUGUUGAUAUAGAGUACGUAGAGUACACAGACGGCACGAUCGCCCCUGCAUCGAGUAUAAACGCCAAUCCGCCGCCUGCAAGAACGGCGAAUUCGCCGGUACAGAGGACACCAGGUAGGAUCGCCGAUUACGAUCCCCUUAGCGAAGCGAGGCCGAGUCCCUAUUCCGCAAGGCAAGCUGCUACUACUGUCAUUUAUACGAGCGACAAGGGACCAGUGACGAAUCCACCGACACGAAAAAUCGGUUCGGUCGCUGAUAUUGAUCCAGUGAACGAAUAUUAUGGAUCGUUAACGCCAGCCAACACGAACAAUAAUCACGUCUCUCAGCAUCAACCUCAACAUCAAAUUCAGCAUCAACAGCAGCAUCAACCUCCACCACCAUCCUCCAACGUUGGGAGAGUGUACAGAGCGAUGUAUGACUACGAAGCGCAAGAUCUCGAUGAAGUAAGCUUCUGCGACGGCGAUUUGAUUGUCAAUUGCACGGCCGUCGACGAGGGUUGGAUGACUGGAUUGGUGCAACGUACGGGGCGACAUGGCAUGCUACCUGCUAAUUAUGUCGAACCGGCACAGAUUUAAACAUUUUUCAGGUCGAGCUUUCAUUCGCUAACCGUUGAUUAUCGCCGCUUCGAUCACAGCGCUCAAACGGAGCGUACUGCUGAAGGGAGAGACGGCAUAAAGUAAAAAAUUCGCGAUAUAAUACUCGAGAUUAACGCUUCUACUUGCGGCUCUUGUUAUUCCUUUGAUCGAAACGGCGAAUCAUCUUAGAAAAUCAGACAUUUUAGAUAACAAGUUUCGUACAGAAUUUUCAUAAAAUCGAAUAUUUUACUCGCAAACUAUUUGCCGAUAAUAGAGAGAUAAAUUUGAAAAUUAUAAUUUUUAAGGUCUGCUUUACAAAUGCACGGGGGCUUCGUGCUUCGUAAAUAUCCAAGUUAACGCGAGUACGCUCGAAUGUCGAACAUAGUUUUAUAUGCUAGAAUUCCAUGAUGGGACCAAACUACAUAAUUGCGAUAAAUUGUGCCGAUAAUAAUUAAAAUUCUGACAGCUUAUGAGGUGAUGCGUGUUUUGACACAAAUUGGGAAGAAGCAAGUCUAACAAAUUUUUCUUGUAAUUUUUUUCACUUUCUUGUGAAACAUUACUUUCUUUGUUAUUAUUUUUUAUAAACUUCUCAAACAUUAUUUCUUU